AUGCAAACAUCGCGCACUGAAAUUUGGGACACAGAAGGUCUUAAUAAAGAAAAUGUAAGAAUUCUUUUAGAUUCCGGAUCGCAAAGAACGUACAUUACAGAGCGACUGGCAACAUCCCUGAAUCUAAAGAGGACAAAUGAACAAGAGAUUCGUCUGGUUACGUUUGGUAGCGACAAAUCGAAGGUGAUAAAGACAAUGUCUACAAAGUUAAAUGUUCGGUUGAAGGAUGGACACGAUUACACAAUAACAGCAAAUAUAGUUCCAACAAUUACAGGAAGCAUUCAAAGGAAACCAGUACGUAUAUCGGAUAGAGACAACUUCAGGUCGUUGAUAAAGAACCUUAGUCUAGCGGACGAUAUACCUACUGAAGAAUACACAGACUCAAUUGAAUUAUUGUUGGGAAAUGAUUAUUACCUGGAUAUAGUAUUAAGACAUAAAAUAGAGAUUCAACCAGGACUUUAUCUCUUGUCGUCAAAACUAGGUUGGAUUCUUUCUGGAAGAACAAAUGAGAUAGAUGAUAAUGUGAGUGAUACAAACUUGUUAAUAUUAUCAUAUGGCAAUAACAUUACAAAGACGCAAGUGUUUACGAACGUUGACAAAUGUGUUCCAAAAACACCUGACAUCGAGGACUUUUGGAACAUAGAAACAAUAGGAUUAAAAGAUACCACCAACGUAAGAUCUGAAGAUGAUCAAGCGAUGGAAGACUUCAAGGAAAACCUUGUGUUCAAGGAUAAUAGAUACCAUGUUACAUGGCCUUGGAAAAUCGACCGUCAAGAAGUUCCGGAAAAUCGUCCUCUUGCCUUUGGACGAUUAAAGUCAUUAGUAUCGAGGUUCAAAGAUAAACCAGAUGUGUUGCAGAAGUAUGAUUCUGUUAUACAAGAUCAACUUGAAAAGGGAAUCAUAGAAAAAGUUCCGACCUCUAAAAAGAAUGGCCUGACCCAUUAUUUACCUCAUCAUGCAGUGAUCAAACCUGGCAAGUCAACAACAAAGUUGAGAAUAGUGUAUGACGCAUCAGCAAAAACAAAGAUUGAGAAUAGCAGUUUGAACGACUGUCUCUACAGAGGACCCGUGCUGCUAAACAAUCUGUGUGGAAUUCUUUUAAGAUUUCGAGUACAUACGAUCGGUAUUGCGUCAGACAUAGAAAAAGCUUUCCUCCAAAUCAGCUUACAGAAAGAUCAAAGAGAUGUCACGCGAUUCUUAUGGCUAAAGGAUUUAGAAAACCAGAAGUAA
Molecule: messenger RNA, 1230 nt
Organism: Mercenaria mercenaria
Lineage: Eukaryota; Metazoa; Mollusca; Bivalvia; Venerida; Veneridae
Exons: 1
Coding region: 1-1230 (409 amino acids)
Biological process (GO): proteolysis
Molecular function (GO): aspartic-type endopeptidase activity
Source: RefSeq, a predicted model, not a curated record